Molecule: messenger RNA, 1260 nt
Organism: Encephalitozoon hellem ATCC 50504
Lineage: Eukaryota; Fungi; Microsporidia; Unikaryonidae
Exons: 1
Coding region: 1-1260 (419 amino acids)
Molecular function (GO): protein binding
Source: RefSeq, a predicted model, not a curated record
AUGGGAAAUGCAGCGAGUAAUAUUGGCAAGGACCCGAUCAUCGCCAGAUCAAACCCAAGUGCCCCGGGCGUUUUAAGACUGUACAACCUCGAAGACCACGUGUUUCCAUAUAAAGUGUCGAAGUCUGAAGAGACUUAUCCAAGCAUUCAUCUAGCAAGUUCGCUUGCCAGCUUUGAGAAGCUGGUUCUAAAGCACCUUCCUUUAUCGCCUAGACUAGAAGAGAUAACAGGGAAGGAAACAGACAUAUACCACAAUGUUGUCAACAGGGAAGAAACGGCCCGGGAAAUACUGGCAAGCGGGGAGAGGAUGACCAUUAUACGCCACAAUCCAAAGGAGGAUAGAAACCAGGUUUAUAUGUGUAGGCAAUUUGUUGUGGAAAUAACGGAGGGCAUAGGAGAAAUCCGAGACUUAAAAGUUCUGCAAGCAUGCUGCAAUUAUCUAACAAGGCUUCCGCGGCAGAUAGGAUGCCUGACAAAUCUCAGGGUCUUGGUACUGUCAAAAAACAGAAUACAAAGCCUGCCUGACGAAAUUGGGCUGCUUAAGAAUCUUAGAGAACUCAACCUAUCUCAAAACUUGUUGUCUACUCUUCCAAGAGGAAUCUCGGCACUAAAGGCCCUGAAUGCACUUCAUAUAGACGACAACCUGUUUACUACUCUUCCAUCGGUAAUAGGGAGGCUUUAUGGGCUGAAAUACUUAAACAUCUCUAACAACAGAAUUCAGAACAUUCCUCUAGAAAUCUUGAAGCUUCCCUUUCUGAUAGAGCUGACAGCCUUGUCAUGCGAUUUUGCCUCAAAGGACUCUAUUGAAUGCAUCGGAGACAUUACGCUCAAGGAAACUUGCUCGAGGCAUCUCAUAAGAAAUAACCUGAAAAUUCAAAGAAAUAUUCACAAGCCACUUAUAAAAUACCUUCUGUCUGUACAGGAGUGUUCGUUUUGCGGAGGGCCCCUCUUUGAACACUAUUAUCUCCACAGAAGCACACAGACAUUCGACUCGGAGAGAUUUCCAAUUGUCUAUAAACUAUGCGUUAAACAUUAUGUUAGACAUGAAGACAGAAUAGCAACUCUGUUCCUAGGGCCUUUGAAGACCUAUCCUCAAAGACUCAUAAAGUCCAACAUGCCCUUUGUAGGUGAGCUAUUUAAUCAUCUUGGAUAUAAUGAUGAGCAAAAGAGAAUACUUGAGCAGGGAUGGAAUGGGGAGGGAGACAGGAUGCCCCUCAUCUGUCUUUCGAAAUACGUAGAAAUGUACGACGAAGAGAAUUGA